Molecule: messenger RNA, 1176 nt
Organism: Polypterus senegalus (gray bichir)
Lineage: Eukaryota; Metazoa; Chordata; Cladistia; Polypteriformes; Polypteridae
Product: beta-2-glycoprotein 1-like
Exons: 8
Coding region: 68-1120 (350 amino acids)
Source: RefSeq, a predicted model, not a curated record
UCAGAUAAGUGCACUGGUGGCUUUCGGCAGAGACCUGUCAGUCCGCCCUGGUCUGCUCACUGGAGAGAUGGAUCAGCAGCUCAUCUUCGUGUUGUACCUUCAACUUGUUGCGUUUGGCUUAGUGUCCUCGGGUAAUGUAUGUGGCCGCCCGCCCUUAGCCAAAAACGCUGUCCUGUCAGAAGAACGGCGCAUCUAUGAACCCGGGGAGGAGGUGACGUUCCUAUGUGCAAAAGGCUACAGGAUGUCUGGUGGCUCGAGGAAGAUCACAUGUAGCAUAUCCGGGAAGUGGAGCACGCCCACCAUACGCUGCAGUCCAAAGCUGUGUUCUUACCCUGGACCCCUGGAGAAUGGCCACAUAAUCUUUUCAAGCCUUGAGUUUGGCAGCAAUCUGACUUUCCAGUGUAUGGAAGGAUAUUUCCUUCAUGGGCAGAACACCAGCCACUGUAAGGAUGACGGCACCUGGGAUGUCGGUCUUCCCCACUGUGAACCUAUCUUCUGCCCUAUGCCUGACAUUCCCCAUUUUGGUAAAAUUAAGCACAUAAGGCCAAUGGAAGGGAACAAGACCCGCUUUGGGGAACAGGUGCAGUAUGAGUGUCAACCCCCCUUUGUCUUGUUUGGGAAUGAGACGGCCUUUUGCCAGGCUGAUGGAAACUGGACAGAGAUGCCACAGUGUAAAAAGGUUUCCUGCAGCCCCCCAACAUCUAUUCCGAAUGGGUUCAUGUCCUUUGCAGUCAUCAGGGAGUACGGCUACCAGGAAAACAUUAAGUAUGGAUGCAAGCCAGAUUUUGUUUUGGAUGGCCCAAGUGAGGUCCAGUGUAUGAAGACAGGGAAGUGGUCAUUGAAGCCUGUAUGCAGGGCACAUUGUACUGUCAGCAUUAGCCGAGGACGUGUCUUCUACAACGGAAAGAAAUAUUGGAUUGAGAAUCUGCCUGACAAGAAAGUCCAGCAUUCAGAGAGUGUGGCAUUCUACUGUAAGGAUGAGAAGAACAAGUGUGGUUACCCAGUGCUGAGCCAAUGUGUGGAUGGACAUUUGGAAAUCCCUUCUUGCUUCAUAGAACCUGGGAAAGCUGAAUAUGUAUUUCAAUCGUCAAAACUUCCUUCUGAAAUCAAGCAGUGCUGAUUGAAGCCCAUGGGGGACUCUACUGGUCUAAAACAAUAAAGUCAUGUUCCCUUUUC